UAUACAGCUAUUGAGUGUGGAAACAGUGCGGUCCCACUCUUCCUAGUUCCCCAUCUCUUUCACUUUUCUGUCUUCAGAGGUCCGUAUGGAAAUGAGCUCUCCCAUCCUUCCCUGCCCUCUCUGCUCAGUCGGCUUCACAUCGCAGAUCCGCCUCUUCCGGCACCUCCAGGCAGCCCACCAGACGGAGAACAUGGGGCUGCUGAAGCCCUGCACGGUCAGGCUGGAUCGCCUCCUGUCGGUCAGGAGACCACCCGAGCUGAACCACGCACACGGCGAUUACUCCCCGACGCAUCCUCCUGGAAUGGCUCCUGGGCACCGGCAGCGUGCGUUGGGCGGAAACGGGCUCGCGGAAGGAGAAGGCCUGGAUCACCUCCACCUCCAGGUCCGCGUGGGAAAUAGCGGGCAGUGCUGCGAGCGAUGUGGGAAGAGUUUUCGGACGUUGAAGGAACUUAACAUCCAUCACACAAUCCACACGGGAAAGAGGCCCCACUGUUGCCUGCAGUGUGGGAAGAGCUUCAGUCAAACCGGGCACUUUAACAGGCACCUGCGCACGCACAUGGGAGAGAAGCAGCACUGCUGCACCCUGUGUGGGAAGAGCUUCGCCACCAGGACCACCCUGAAGAUGCAUCAGCUCAUCCACAGCGGGGAGCGACCCUUCUGCUGCGCCCACUGUGGGAAAAGCUUUAACCGCAAGUGCAGGCUGAACGCUCACCAGAACAUCCACACGGGGGUGAAACCCUACGUGUGCAGUUACUGUGGGAAGGGAUACUUCCUGCUCAAAGAUCUCAGCGUGCACGAGCGGAUUCACACGGGAGAGAAGCCCUACUGCUGCACCUACUGUGAGAUGAGCUUCAGUAGAUUGGACACGCUGACGAAGCACAGGCGCAUUCACACUGGGGAGAAACCCUUCCAGUGCAGGGACUGUGGGAAGGCCUUCAGCAGAGGCGAUGUCCUCAAACUACACCGCCGCACUCACACGGGAGAAAAGCCAUACGCCUGCACGCAGUGUGGGAUGCGUUUCACUUUUUUGGGGUCCUUGAAGCUCCACCAGAAAAUUCACAGCUGAUUUUUGUUCUGGGUGGACUCUCUCUGGUGGGAUGACCUCACCCUGAUGUGUGCUUGUCAUUGUCGGCAGAUUAUCUUGCAACUUUUUUUUU
Molecule: messenger RNA, 1157 nt
Organism: Lepisosteus oculatus (spotted gar)
Lineage: Eukaryota; Metazoa; Chordata; Actinopteri; Semionotiformes; Lepisosteidae
Source: RefSeq, a predicted model, not a curated record